Molecule: messenger RNA, 1439 nt
Organism: Helianthus annuus (common sunflower)
Lineage: Eukaryota; Viridiplantae; Streptophyta; Magnoliopsida; Asterales; Asteraceae
Product: artemisinic aldehyde Delta(11(13)) reductase
Exons: 5
Coding region: 146-1300 (384 amino acids)
Biological process (GO): jasmonic acid biosynthetic process; oxylipin biosynthetic process
Cellular component (GO): peroxisome
Molecular function (GO): oxidoreductase activity; FMN binding
Source: RefSeq, a predicted model, not a curated record
AAAUAUAUUUGGCCACGACAUACGAUCUAGGGACUGGUGAAAAUUCCAUGAAUAAAACGACGUUUUUAACUCUAACAGUCGCAUUCAUUUAUUUAUUUUUUCACGAAAUUAACUUCAUUUCUGGAUUCAGAUCUCCGAUUGAAAGAUGGCCGACGACAAGCCAACUCUGUUUUCUCCAUACAAGAUGGGGAAGUUGAAUCUCUCACACAGGGUGGUGUUAGCUCCGAUGACUCGGUGUCGGGCGUUGAAUGGUAUACCGAAUGAAGCGCUGGUCGAGUACUACACUCAGAGGACAACCGCCGCUGGAUUUCUCAUCACCGAGGGAACAAUGAUCUCUCCCACCUCCGCCGGAUUCCCGCAUGUACCAGGUAUAUUUAAUAAACAACAAAUUGAGGGUUGGAAGAAAGUGGUUGAUGGAGUUCACAAACAGGGCGGUCUCAUAUUUUGUCAAUUAUGGCAUGUUGGUAGAGCAUCCCAUCAAGUGUAUCAACCCGGUGGUAGUGCACCAAUAUCAUCUACGGAAAAGCCCAUAUCCAACAAGUGGAAAAUAUUAAUGCCAGAUGCAACCUACAGUUCGUAUCCACAGCCCCGCCCAUUGGCAACCCAUGAAAUACCAGACGUCGUCCAAGACUAUCGUUUAGCAGUCAUUAACGCUAUUCAAGCAGGCUUUGAUGGCGUUGAGAUACAUGGAGCCCAUGGUUACCUACUAGAUCAGUUCAUGAAAGAUGGAAUCAAUGACAGAACAGAUGAAUACGGUGGUUCCUUAGAAAACCGCUGCAAAUUCUUGCUGCAGGUGGUACAAGCAGUGGCUGCAGCCAUCGGUGCAGACCGAGUUGGUGUUAGAAUCUCACCAGCAAUCAACCACCUAGACGCCAUGGACUCUGACCCACGCAGCCUAGGGCUAGCUGUUAUUGAGAGACUGAACAAGCUCCAGUUAUGCUAUCUUCAUGUGACUCAGCCACGUUACACUGCUUAUGGUCAAACCGAAUCAGGAAGCCAUGGGAGUGAGGAAGAAGUUGCUCGGUUGAUGAAAACUUGGAGAAGGGCUUAUGUUGGGACUUUUAUAUGCAGUGGUGGCUACACUAGAGAACUAGGGGUCGAAGCCGUUGCUCAGGGGGAUGCUGAUUUGGUGGCUUAUGGUCGACUUUUUAUAUCCAACCCUGACCUGGUUUUAAGGCUGAAGUUGAAUGCACCCUUAAACCGGUAUGUGAGGGCUACCUUUUAUACCCAUCAUCCUGUUGUAGGCUACACUGAUUACCCUUCUCUUCACAAAACAUAUGAACGACUUUCACGCUUGUAAUUUUGAGCUAUGUUAGUUGGAUUCAUAACUGUGGUUUCAAGUAUUCUAAAUAGCGAGUGUAAAAGUAUUUGGAGGUAUAUGUAUAUUUGUAAUUUAUGAGCUCUAGGCUCUAGUUAUAUCAAGGGAAAAUUCAUGAAAA